Carya illinoinensis is the source of this 1368-nucleotide messenger RNA. Its product is annotated as COP9 signalosome complex subunit 5a-like. The transcript has 6 exons. Gene Ontology annotation, cellular component: cytoplasm; COP9 signalosome. The record is from RefSeq and is a predicted model, not a curated record. NCBI's taxonomy places the organism in Eukaryota, Viridiplantae, Streptophyta, Magnoliopsida, Fagales, Juglandaceae. Gene Ontology annotation, molecular function: metallopeptidase activity; deNEDDylase activity; protein binding. Bases 67 to 1176 code for a protein of 369 amino acids. Gene Ontology annotation, biological process: protein deneddylation.
GUGUUUCACGCAACAAACACUACCACGCACGCUCAGAUUCGUAGUAGAGAGCACAGCAAAAUCUCCAUGGAACCCUUCCCUUCCUCCUCUUCUGCUUCUUCUUCCCUAAUAGGAAUGGCGCAAAAGACCUGGGAGCUCGAGAACAACAUUAUACCGAUGGACACUCCAACGACCAACCCGGACCCGGCCUCCGACGCCAUUUUCUGCUACGACGAUGUCGCCCAGGUCAAGUUCCAGCAGGAGAAGCCGUGGGCGAACGACCCCCACUACUUCAAGCGCGUGAAGAUCUCUGCCCUGGCGCUGCUGAAGAUGGUGGUCCACGCUCGCUCCGGUGGGACCAUCGAGGUCAUGGGUCUCAUGCAGGGCAAGACCGACGGCGACGCCAUUAUUGUUAUGGACGCCUUUGCCUUGCCCGUAGAAGGCACCGAGACUAGGGUUAAUGCGCAGGCAGAUGCCUACGAGUAUAUGGUCGAUUAUUCCCAGACAAACAAGCAGGCAGGGCGAUUGGAGAAUGUGGUUGGGUGGUACCAUUCUCAUCCUGGCUAUGGAUGCUGGCUUUCAGGAAUUGAUGUUACAACACAAAUGCUAAACCAGCAAUUUCAGGAACCUUUUCUGGCAGUUGUUAUAGAUCCAACAAGGACUGUUUCUGCUGGAAAAGUUGAGAUUGGAGCAUUCAGGACAUACCCAGAAGGAUAUAAGCCUCCAGAUGAGCCUGUCUCUGAGUAUCAGACCAUCCCACUGAAUAAGAUUGAAGACUUUGGUGUACAUUGUAAACAGUAUUAUGCUUUGGAUAUCACUUACUUUAAGUCUUCUCUUGAUUGCCACCUCUUGGAUCUGCUAUGGAACAAGUAUUGGGUGAAUACUCUUUCAUCUUCACCUUUAUUGGGCAAUGGAGACUACGUUGCAGGACAAAUCUCUGAUCUGGCUGAAAAGCUAGAGCAGGCAGAGAACCAACUAUCUCACUCCCGCUUUGGACCACUAAUAGCACCCCCUCCGAGGAAGAAAGAGGAAGAAUCUCAACUUGCUAAGAUUACUCGGGAUAGUGCAAAGAUAACUGUGGAACAAGUUCAUGGUCUAAUGUCACAGGUUAUCAAAGAUAUCCUUUUCAACUCCGUGAGGCAAUCCAACAGAUCUCGAACAGAGCCAUCUGGCCCUGAGCCAAUGAUUGAAACCUGAUCUAGGAUACUGCUAGUGAGGCAAAAGAUGAAUGCGUUACCUUCCUGAUGCUUGAUUUUCCUGGAGACCAGCUUAAGUUUUAAAAAGACAUGAAGUUCUGAAAGUUGUAUUACUUUUUGUGUUGAUGUAAUGUAAAUUAUUUGCACCUCAUGAUUUUUUAUUUUUUAAUAUUUAUACAACAUUUUGGUACUC